This is a messenger RNA of Miscanthus lutarioriparius, 822 nucleotides long. The record is from the annotation of a GenBank genome assembly. Lineage: Eukaryota; Viridiplantae; Streptophyta; Magnoliopsida; Poales; Poaceae.
AUGGCGUCUCUGAUUUCUCCCUACCUCUCCGUCCCCACCGCCCCGGGGCGCGCGCGCCUUGCUGCUCCGGCGGCUCCGCGGCGGCGGAGGAUGGCGGUGGUGAGGGCGAAGAUUCGGGAGAUAUUCAUGCCGGCGCUGAGCUCGACGAUGACGGAGGGCAAGAUCGUCUCCUGGACGGCCGCCGAGGGGGACCGCGUGGCCAAGGGCGACCCCGUGGUGGUCGUCGAGUCCGACAAGGCCGACAUGGACGUGGAGACGUUCCACGACGGCAUAGUCGCAGUCGUCCUCGUCCCAGCCGGUGGGACCGCCCCCGUAGACGCCCCUAUCGCCCUCCUCGCCGAAUCAGAGGAGGAGGUCGCGCUGGCCCCGGCGCGCGCUCAGGCCCUCUCGCAGGGACAAAGCCAGGAACCCUCUCCUCCCCAUGCCGCCGCCGCCGCCCCGGGGCCACCUCCUCCAGCGCCUGUGGCGCCUCCAGCGACAAAGGGCAUCGCGACACCUUACGCCAAGAAGCUCGCGAAGCAGCACAGGGUGGACAUCGCCGGGGUUGUCGGUACCGGGCCACACGGCCGCGUCACGGCGGCUGACGUCGAGUCAGCUGCUGGCGUCAAGCACAAGCGAAAGGUCGCGCCCCCUCCACCUCCACCCCCUGCUGCUGUUGGCCCUGCGCCACCAAUGCCCGCAAGUGCGGUGCUGCCACCAGUGCCCGGUAGCACGGUGGUGCCGUUCACGACAAUGCAGAGGGUGUUAGUAGUAAUCCUAGCGCAUUGGCUGGCUCAGUUAGUUAGGACUGCAUGUUUCUUAUUCAGUUUUGCAUGCGGAUGA